CUCUAUCUCACACUCCUCUCUCUCACUCACACUCUUAUUCUGCUGCCGUUCUGGAGCGAUGGAUACUCCGAGAGCUCUGAGUCCAGUUCUGUCCAGACUGAUCCGGGACCUCCACUCGUUCCUGCGCCUCCUGGACCAUGAGAACUUGAGUAACAUCGCUCAGGCCCAGAGGAAGUCUCUGUGGGAACUUCUGAGUCAGAUCCCACAUCACCAGCCGGCAGUUUCAGUCGAGGACGCUGAGUACAUGGUGAUGAGCUGUCCGUCAUCGUCUCCUACCAACCAGCUGACCUCUCCAGCUGCUGCAGGUGAGUUCCUGAUGGAACCAGCCUGGGACCGGGUCGGGAACAGAGAGACUCAGACUGGGUCAGAACCAGCGGGGGAAGAUGAGGAGGACACUUAUGAGGAGGCAGAACCGUACGUCGGUCACGCUAUCACGACCGCUGAGGGCGCCCAAGCCGAGUGCAGCGUGUAUGAGUCAUACGGAGAGGAAGAGGAGGAAGAGGAGCAGGUGAAGGACCGAGCUCACUACAUUUGCUGGAGGGCGUCACAGCCCUGUCUGCGCCCGCUUGCUGAGUGGCGUCUGUGUGCGUACCUGUGGAGGAGGAGGUGGCUGCAGUGGAGCAAAGAGUGGUUCCUCAUCCAGAGAGACAUGCUGCUGUGUUACAGGUGCGCCCGCGACCUCCUCCCUCAGCUGGAGUUGAACCUGCGCGGCUGUCGUCUCGUUCUCAAGUCCAGCACCAACAAAAAGAUCCCGCAGCAGCUCAAACUGACCCUGAGCGGCCCACCAGUCCAGAUCCUGGUGCUGGGCUUCAGCAGCUUCCAGCAGGCAGAGGAGUGGAGAAGGGUCCUGCAGGAGGUCAGUGCUGGUGCCGACGCGGGUUCUGGGACCGCGUCCACCUCUAGCCGGUCCGGUUCACUCCAGAGUGACUCUGAGGAGGACCGGUUCUCCUCUCACAGUGGACCGCACUGCCAAAAGAAUUUGGACCCAGAUGGCCCGGAUGUGCUGAACGUGCUGAUGAGCUAUCAGUGGCAGAGCCUGCGGUGUCGGGUUGAGCCGGGCCGACUCAGCAUGUAUGCCACCGCUGUUGGUGAGGAGGCGGGUCGGGCUCAGUACACCAUCCAGCUCCGAGGCUGCCACAUCACAGCCGGGCCUGACAACAAGCGGCCCUACAGGAUCACGCUGAGCACUCUCGGCGACACGGUGGCCGUGCUGGAGGCAGCCAGUCCAGAACAGAUGCAAAGAUGGCUUCAGCGGCUAUUGGAGGGCGCCGAUGACGUGACACCCCGUGGACUACCUGAAGACCAGGACCUUCAGAGCAGACCAGGCCAAGACCUGCCCGUCUACUACAACGCCUGCCAGGAUUCUGGUCCGGCCCGCUGUGGUUCCACCGCUGAUUGUGCGACCUACAGUAAUGCCGUCCUCUCUGGGGGGGGUACGGCUCAAGUGGGGCGGAGUGUCCAGAAACUAGAACUGACCAGGAGAACGGAGGUGAAGAGGGCCGGGUCAGAGGUCAACCUGUCUGCCGGCAAACGGACCUCGUUCAGGCAGUCACUGUCCGUGUGUUCCGAGCGUGCUCAGAUGGUCCUCCUGAGUCCUCUGUUGAGACGGACUUCAUCACUCAGGCGAGCUCCGUCGCUGCUGCUGGAGCACGGGACUGUGAUCCAGAAAAGGAGGGCCUGGGAGAGAAGGGCUACUGCAGGACCAUGAGCCCCACCCAGGACCUUCAUGUCCAACAUGACCACCGUAUCGUGAGUUUCAUGUUUCUUAGAAUUGGAAUGAUAAUAAAAACAAUGCUGUUCCCAG
Messenger RNA from Synchiropus splendidus (mandarinfish), 1804 nucleotides. RefSeq names its product actin filament-associated protein 1. The record is from RefSeq and is a predicted model, not a curated record. NCBI's taxonomy places the organism in Eukaryota, Metazoa, Chordata, Actinopteri, Syngnathiformes, Callionymidae. Gene Ontology annotation, molecular function: SH2 domain binding; SH3 domain binding. The coding region runs from base 59 to 1708 and encodes 549 amino acids. Gene Ontology annotation, cellular component: cytosol. The transcript is spliced from 14 exons. Gene Ontology annotation, biological process: inflammatory response; positive regulation of interleukin-8 production; positive regulation of DNA-templated transcription.